AUGGACGCUGCAGAGUCGCCCAAUGCUACGUCCGAGUCCGGAACCCUCAGCCCGGCGCACUUCGCCCACCACUCGCGCAAGCGGAAGCACUCGGGGUCCACGGACGACCGCCCUACCCGCGAGUAUGGCCUGAUGCGUGACACGGGCAGACAUGACACCUCUCGCUUCGUCGGCAGCGGCAGUGGCAUUCACUUCAUCCGCAGCGUCUACGUCAGGCUUGCCCGCAAGUCUGCUCUCAGGACGUCCCAGUCCAACAGCAUCAACGACCUGGUCCCGGGCGAGGAUGACCAGUUGCGUUCUGACGCCUCGUCUCGCGACGGUGACGAGCAGAAUCUCUGGCGAGCUCAUGAGCUGCUUCAGGACGCCGCUGACCCUCCUCCGUUCGAGCAGCUUGUCGACUGGUCCAAGAGCUAUUUCGAAGCCUGGCAUCCGACUCUCCCCUUUCUCAGUGCCCCGGAUGUCCUGGGUCUCUUCGAGAAAGUCAGUGCGGCUGGCGUGGCUUCCCUUGGCCACCUAGAACGAUCUAUUGUCAAGGCCAUACUAUCCAUUUCCCUGGCGGACAGUCGCCAGAGGGCUCCCUUUGCUCAACUAGUGCCGAGCUACCUCGUCUUCCGAACCGUGGAGGAGGCCAUGUUAGCCUCGCAGUUUGCCCUCUGCCAGCCGGCGUCGAUUCAGGCCACCCAGGCCGCGUUAGCCAUCCAGCUAUUCCUCGUCUCCAUGCUUCGACUGAAUUCGGCAUCCCGACUUGGUGGGCUGAUUGUGAGAAUGGCAUUUCACCUCGGGCUCCACCGAUGUCCUUCGAGAUACCCGUUCUUCACCAAGGAGGUGGCCCGCAUGCGCCGACGAGUGUUCUGGUGUAUCUACUGCAUCGAGAGGUUUCUCUGCCAGGCGCUCGGUCUCCCACUCGACAUACGAGACGAUGACGUCGAUGUCUGCUAUCCCAGCCAAGAGAGACACGGCGCUCCCUCCGACGAAAGCGAGGACGGCCGACUGCAGCUGCUUACGUACCAUGUGAAGCACGCCCGGAUACGAGGCCUUAUCCUGGAGCUGAGAAACAAGUCGAUCCACUCCAGGGAUGACACCGCGGAACGCGCGAGCUAUGUCCAGGCCGAGCUGGCUAAGUGGUCCAAUGAGAUUCACGACGCGGUCGAAGACGAAGUAGCGUAUGAAGAGAGUGCUUCCCCGCCGCCCAUAUCCUCGGGCCAUAGACUGUUUCUAUUAGUCUUGAAGUACGAAUCCAUGAUCUCUCUCAACAGACCGAUGAUGACUUCCGACCCCUCGAGCCCGGCCUACUCGACCGGCUUGCAGAAUUGCAUAUUCGCGGCCAAGUCCAUCUUCAUUGCGCUGAAGAAGUAUCAAAGCCAGAACGGGAUCCCGACUGAGCCAACGAGUCCGUGUUUACUCGAGCCCAUGCUUCAACCCUCUUUCACAUGGGCUGUCUGGAUCAGCGCUUUCAUUUUGAUAUACGCUGCCUUUGAAAGGCAACUGCCUUUGGGAAGUGCUCUCAAACACGUCGAGUCCGGCAAGCAAAUACUGCGUCACAUCGCUUCCCGAGACACCUCAUGGCCCGAAUACUGCCUCUCUGUCAUUGACGAGCUCACCGCCGCUGUGCGCGAGCUGUCUAUUCCACCAAAUCCGCUUCGCCAGCACCCAAGCACGGGUACCCCUAUGUCAAGCGGCCACCUGCACCACGACGCUGGGCGAUCAGCGCCACCCAGCAGCAGUUCGGACAGACCCAGGAAUUCUCACCCGCGCGCCCGGUUUUCUCCAUCCGUUGCUGUGUCUACGGGUCGGCCGGAUAAACAAGGCCUCGUCAGCCACGACAGCACCAGGUGGCCCCGGCAAAUCCAAAGCGACGGGGCGUCAACGGCGAAUGGCAAGUCUUCACGGCGGCCCGCGCAGACGUCGCCGACACCGGAUACGCCGGCUAACCCGAGAGGGACAGCCAGCACGCCCGGAGGCCAAUCUUGGUUCCAGUCGGCGGCUCGGCAAGACUCAUCUAGCUUCGACGCCCAACCGUUUUCUAUCUCAUCAGCCGCGGCUUCGUUUCCCUCGCCGUCUAUCGACGUGACCGAAACUAUCCCCGGAGAGGGGCAGGAGUCCAUGGUCUGGUAUGAUCAGCUGUUUGCCAAUUCGUUCGCCGCCCUCGACUACCCGUUCUUGGCGGCGGCGCAGUUCGAUUCCUCGGUGGACCCUAUGUGGUCCUACCUGAAAUAA
Colletotrichum graminicola M1.001 is the source of this 2217-nucleotide messenger RNA. Its product is annotated as fungal specific transcription factor domain-containing protein. Gene Ontology annotation, biological process: DNA-templated transcription. Gene Ontology annotation, molecular function: zinc ion binding; DNA binding. The record is from RefSeq and is a predicted model, not a curated record. The transcript has 2 exons. Bases 1 to 2217 code for a protein of 738 amino acids. NCBI's taxonomy places the organism in Eukaryota, Fungi, Ascomycota, Sordariomycetes, Glomerellales, Glomerellaceae.